Scatophagus argus is the source of this 709-nucleotide messenger RNA. RefSeq names its product translation machinery associated 7 homolog (gene tma7). The transcript has 4 exons. The record is from RefSeq and is a predicted model, not a curated record. Bases 129 to 323 code for a protein of 64 amino acids. NCBI's taxonomy places the organism in Eukaryota, Metazoa, Chordata, Actinopteri, Scatophagidae.
ACGGUCAUCCUAUUUCCGGUUCAGAGUUCACUGGGGUCCUAACAGCGCGGAUUAGAAAGACAGCUGAGUGUGCUAGCAAAAGAAAUACAUAUAUUUCUAUCCUCCAGACCACAGUGAUCAGUUUAAUUAUGUCUGGCAGAGAAGGAGGGAAAAAGAAACCACUGAAGGCACCCAAGAAGCAAUCCAAGGAAAUGGAUGAGGAUGAUGUGGCUUUCAAGCAGAGACAAAAGGAAGAACAGAAGGCUUUGGAGGCGAUGAAGGCCAAAGCUUCAGGAAAAGGACCUUUAGGUGGAAGCGGCAUGAAAAAAUCAGGCAAGAAGUAAAAUCUGAAUCUGGUGUCUACAUAUGGUUGCUCCCCGGCCUCGCUUCCCGCAUCAUCAAACUCAAAACAUGUCCUUGUGUCGACCCCCCUCCGCCAGUGAAAACGUACAGAAAAUUUGUGAAUUUGAGGAUUUCGAGGACAGGAAUUAUCUGUUGCCGGUCAGGUACACCAUAACUCCUACAGGCAUGUAAUUAGAGGUUUCACGCUGUGACACUCAGUCGUACACACUGACCCAAAUCUUCAAAUCCGAUUUAGUAACGAAGGACUGUGUGCCCGUGUGAAAGUUUUAGCUCUCAUCAGAAACACGACUCACACCGAGUUUUUUUUUCUUCUGACUUUUGUUGUAUUGUAAACAGGGAGAUACUAAUAAAGUUUUUGUAAUUACUG